UAUGUUGCUGCGUUUGCAUAUGGCGAACUCGUGAGAGAAUGUGAGAAGUUUAUUAUUAAUGUGUUAUUGUUACCAGAAGAGGAGAAUCGUGAAGUUGGACUGUGUUUCAAUUAGCGACUCUUUUUCCUGCUUAAGCUCUGGUCCGUCAGUGAUGGUAUCGUGUGUCUGUUUCGUCAGAUUGUUAAAUAAUCGCCGUCGGAAUUUGCUUCAGAAAUAAUGCUUAUUUUCUCUUGGCAGAAGUUGUAAAUAGAGGAAGGACAGAACCAGUGGCAUAAUUAUAAACAUCACUAUUUGCAACGUGAUUGUAUUGUGAACGUUUUAAUUAUUAAUUUACAUAAGCGAAUAACGACGUGUUAUUGAAAUAUUUUGUGGAAGUAAUUUGUGUACAUCACUAUUUCAUGUUAGUAGGAAGUGGAGUAAAAAAUGGGGGGCACAAGAUUUAUGGUGCAGUGGGAAGAACAUCCAUCACAUCUGGCUACACGCCUUGGACAUCUUCUCGAGCAUCAGACUCUAGUUGACGUUACGCUAAUGUGUAAUACUCAUACACUGCGCGUUCAUCGCGCAGUCCUUGCUGCCUGUAGUCCUUAUUUUGAGACAAUAUUACAGCGACAGCUGGGUAUGCAUCCAUUGAUUGUACUGAAGGAUAUGCAGUUUUCUGUUCUGAAGUCCCUCAUAGAAUUUAUGUAUUGUGGAGAGACAAGUGUCACUGAAGAUAACCUUGGCCCACUUCUUCAGGCAGCAAAAUUUUUCCAGGUGAAGGGGCUGUCUGCAAUGACCAAGGAGGCACUCGGUUUGUCAUCUACAGGGAACAAAGCUGUUACCGGUGAUGCAGCAAGGAAAGCUUUUGUUGGGAGAUCAAAACGUGUCCCAAUACAACAAAAUUUUGUAACAAAGAGUCUUCCGUCAUCAAGUGCAAGCUCGUCACAAUUGACAGUUGAUGCCAAACAAAUCAUUCAACCUUCAGGCAAUAAGUCAGUUAUUAUGCAACAGCCAGAUAAUCAGCAGCAGACAGACACUGCUCAGCUUCUGUUAUCAUUGUCUGGUAGUGAAUUUACUAAGCAGACUCAGUCCCUUCAAACCGUGAGCAAAACAAUAAGAUUUCAGAAUUCAGUUGGAACAAGUUCAAUAAAAAGUGAACCUGUGAAGACUGAGCCAAAUAUCAAACCAAGGACAAUAAAGUCUGAAGCUGUUGAGCAGCCUACUGCUGUGGUGCCUGUAAGUAAUAGAACAUUAUCAGCACAAGUACCACAUCAGGUCACAGACACUGUAAGUGUAAAAGAUACAGCUGGAGCCCAAGCUCAAACUACAUUUCUUGCUGAGACCAUACCUGCUAGAAAGCGUGGAAGGCCAGUAAAAAGGCAAAUGAAUAUUGUAUUCCAGGAGAAGGUACUUACAGAUGCAGAUAUGGCUCUUCAUAAGGAAGCAGAAGCAAGUAGGAAAGCCUUGGAAGUUCUUCGCCAAGAAAUGGCUGUAGAUCCACUGGAGAAAGCAUCAGGGGUAAUUUCCCAACAGCCAGAUCCACUUCGGAAAAUAACUUCACAUACUGGAACAGCAACAACAAUGAAAAUGCAAAUGCCUGUAACUCCUGUUGGUGUUACAUCAUCUCGUGCACCUUCCCGCAUUCAGACAUCAUCUGUAAAAAAACCUGUUUCACACACAACUUACAUAACAAAAUCAAUACAGAAACCAGCAGCAGAUCCUCCUAGAAAGGUUCUGGUUCAGGAAGAACAACCAAAUGAUGCACCAAAAAGGGUAGUUAAUUCACCAGAACAACCACCAGUUCAAGUUGUUGCACCUAAUACUGUUUCACCUGCUACAGAACAAGUUCCUAGCGACUGUUCAAAUGCCAAUACUAAUGUUAUCUAUCAAGUUGCUAAUACUGUAGUGUCAAACCAAGAAAUGUUCCAGAUUGUUGAUAACACCAACUCUCAAGAUAAAUCACAAAAUAUUGUGUAUCAAGUGGCUGAUGGAGUGACGGGAUCUGAAGCUGACAAUGAUAAUACAGGUUCAAAUAUUAUAUACCAAAUGGCAGAUUCUGGUAAUUCCACUUCUGUUAUGGGUCAGUAUAUGGAAGUCUUGAAGGAAGCUGGAAUUCCAACUGAUGUCCCAAUUCUGUUAGAUAGUGGAGAUGGAUCUUAUGUUACAGUAAAUGAAGAAAUGUUAAUGAAUAUUGUUAAUGGAGGUGUUUUUCAGUGCCAUGUUGCAGAAGGUAACAUAGUGACAGGAGACAGAUUAGAAUUUAUUGUCCAGGAGGUGGAUGGUGAAGGGCAGCAAACGGCUGAGCAACCAGUACAAAAUACUGCAGAACAGACAGCAACAGAGACAACAGAAACAUCAUCAUUAGGAGUUGUGUCUCAAGUAUCUGAAGCAACACACGCAUCUGUUGGCCGUGACAUGCCUACAAUUGAAGAAGAUCAGUCUGAAAAUAUUUUGAUAGAAAAUUUAUCUUCAGAUAGCAAUGUAGGUGGAAUUGAGACAUUUGAUAGUAAAACAACAGUGCAAGAAGAUACUGCAUCUGCAGCUAAUCAUGAAGUUGCUGAGCAGAAAACUGUAACAGUAGACAGUGUUGCUCUUACUGAAAAUUCUGUACAGCCUAAUAGCAAUAGUGCACUAGAUGAAGCAGGUGGUUCAGAGACAGUUUCUUUUGAAAAUGAAGUUGUGGAUGCAACACAAACUUGUGGAUCCACAGAAAAUGAAACAGUUUUUAAAAGCAGUCAGUCUAUUAUUCAGACAGAAAACUUGUCAUUUGAGACUGGAGAAGUACUACAUGCAGAAAAUUCAGGUCCUGAAUCCCUAGAUUUUAAUGUGCAACAAGACUCCACUGAAAUAAAAUCUGAAUCUUUGUCAGCCCAAAAUUAUGAAGCCGGACAAUUAGUGGAACCUCUGUUAAAAAAUGUAGCAAUUUUUUCAGAAGAGAAAACUGUCAAGACACAGAAUGAUGAGACCACAGAUCAUAGUGAAGUCACAACAAAUGAAAGCGAUUGUGUGCAAGAGAAUGAAGUUACUUUUACUUACACAGAUGCAGCUGGUUUGCCUUCACUAGAUGACUACCCUGAAAGCCAGGAAUCUACUGUAGUUAGCUUCAAAGAAAAGGAAAUUACAAAUAAAAAUGAAAAUUCAAAUCAAAGUGUUGUUCCUACACAUUCAAAUGUCAGUGUUAGUGAUACCUUAGUGAGUUCAGUACAGGUUGAAAAUAUUGUUUAUAGAGAAGUUAGUGACGAAGUUAUAACUGGUGAUCCUUAUGGAGAAGAUCCAUCAGAUGGUUGUUUAGUACAAACUUCUACUAAUAUUAAAACUGAUGAAACACCAGAAGAAUUUCAGAACCAUAAUGAUAUCAAGGACUGCCAAAGAUUUCAAAAUGUUACUGACAUGGAAGCAAGUGAACAGGUAACUGGUCAAGAUCAACUUCACUCAUCAGAAAAUAGUGGAAUGUCUGUUGAACAAGCACUAGAAGCCAUGAUGGGUGAUGAAAAUUCUGAUAUACAACAGGACACAGGUGAUAGUGAAGUUGCUCAUAGGACUUCAGAAACAACAGACGUAAGUGGUGAUACUGAAGUGUGUAAUGAAAAGUCAAAUAGAGAAGAACUGUGUUUAAUGCUCAGUAGAGAUGAAGAUGCACCAAAACUGGAUGAUCAGAAAUGUGCAGCAGAAACAAGAAAAGUGACGGGUUCUUUUACUCUUGUUGUAAACUCAGAACAACAGAAAGAUGAUCCAGACAAUACUGCUGAUACAUUUAUAUCAGCCCCAUCUACAGAAGUAACUGAAAAUGAGGGUCUUAACUGUACACUUAGUGAAAGUGAGAAUGUUAACCAAGAAGAGUGUGAUCUAACUGUUGAGGACACAGUGGCAAACACCAGUCAGUGUUUUGGUCAGGAAAGAAGUGUUAUUGUACAGAAUGAUAACCAAAAUGAUAUGAAAGAUGAUGAAACUGAGAUUGUAAGUACUGUGGAGAGUAUUUGUGAUAAUGGUAAAGAGGUGGUAGUGCAUGAUGUAUAUGCCCAAGAAGCAGUUGAGACAAGUGAAGUUCAAAAGAUCACUGUUUCAGAUAUCACCGAAUUACCUGAAAAUUAUAUAUUACUUACAGAUGCCAAGACUGAGGGUCAAGUCAUAUCACCCAAUAAAGACAUUCCUUACGCUGUAGGACUUCUACCUUUAAAGACUGCUUUGGAAAAGUUCCAGUCAAUGCCAGACCACCAGCCCCGAAAAACACGAUCUUCAUCGACAAGCAAGGAAGGCUCAGCUGAUCCUCCUGCAGCUAGAGUAAAAAGGAAAGCUUCGUCAACUGAAGGUGGCCCUGACAGAAAAAUAAGGGCAGUGAGCACUAGUGCUGAAGAAACGUAUGAAGAAGUGAUAAGUUCAAGUGGACUACAAGUGCAAGAUAACCCAAGUAGUUGGCCUUCGGUUGAUUUAAAUGUUGAGGAACAUAGAGAAGGUCUUCAUGCAAUGUCAGAAAUGGUCACUGAACCUACAGAGGUAUGAUCAUAGAUAAUUUCAGUGGCUUAGUCAGGUAAAACUUCAUUUGUUUGUUGGUUUAAUUAUUCUCUGUAAGUUCAUUAAUUCUUACUUUAGAGGUAUAUAUCAGACGCACAUUAUCCGUGAAAGCUGCUGAAAAGGCAUUGGGCAUUCGAAAUACUGUUAGUCAUUUAAACAUUUCACAGUGUGUGUGUGUGUGUGUGUGUGUGUGUGUGUGUGUGUGUGCGUGCGUGCGUGCGUGCGUGCGUGCACGUGCGCGCGCGCACACGAAAGCACGCACACACCCUUGCAUGCACAGGUGUGUGCGCAGGUAGGUGUGUGUGUGUGUGUGUGUGUGUGUGUGUGUGUGUGUGUGUUGUGUGCUUGCACGCUCAUAGUUUUUGUAACAAUGCUGUCAUUGUGAAUUCAAAUCCCAACUAUAAUUCAUACAUUUCAAUUAUUUUUGUAUAAUGAACUGCCGCAGUUUUGUGGGUAUGACAUGUAAAUAAACUUUUAUUACCUAUGUUAUGAUAAACAUAGGAAAAUGCCUCUCUCUUCAUAAGACAUGUAAGUAGAAUGUCAUUAGAAUGUAAGCUAGAAGUUUGACAGGGGAGUAUGUAAGUUGCAAAAUAUGUUCAUAAAUUUUUUUCGAUGCCUCUAGUAGUUGUCUGAAAUAGCUGUGCUGAGAUAGCUACUAAUUAUAAGAUUGUAUAGUGUAAAAAUUGCAUUUAAAGUGCAGUACGAUGGUUUUUAAAGCUAGCAUGUAUGAUGUUUUAUACAAAGACUUUCAUAAAUAGUAUAAGUCCCCAAUGAAGUAAAUGUAUUUGUUGAAUUCAGAGAAAUUCAUUGUAUAUUUUCAAAGAAGACUGUACCAUAACAUUUUGUCAUAAUAAUAGUAAGUGUAGGGCUAUACAGUACAACAGUACAAGUGUUUUCUCUCCUUUGGAGUCAUAAAUGGUGUAGAUCUGCUACAGGUUCUCCAUAAGGUAAAGGGUGCCUAAUUUUGUUUUAUUAUACUUCCCAGUGGCACAAAUACAAAUUUAUGUAAAUUGUGAGAUAAUAUUGUCAUGGGAAUAUUACUCAUUGUGAUUAUUUGUCUCUGUGAAAAGUGUGUCUCUCCUUCCUGCUAAUGAUUUUCUGUUUAUUAUACAUGAAAUUAAAUUUCUUAAUUUCACAUUUGGAAGUAGUACCAUUCAGAAAGUAGCUUUAUUUUAACACUAUAUUUUCAUAAUGUAAUGAGCUGAAGACAGGACCUGGUGUGAUUUUGUUACUUUGUGUGUUGCUGAGUGAAGUACUUUGAUGCGUGUAGUAGAUAUUGCAUAUCUUGAUCUUAAGAAAAGUAAAUUCUGUGAAAUGCAGUAACCUCAGUGAAAUCUGUUUCCUAUGUCUCACCAGAAGAGGCAUUUACUGUCAGGACACAGAUGUAUUUUUAUUUACAAAUAAGUCCUAUAUCUGUAUAUAUAAAACAAAACUCAAUAUAAUGACUUUAUAUGUAUUCAGUUGAUAAGCACCAUAAGAUUGAUCUGUGUGUACAGGUGUUUUGUUUUAUUUUAUUUGCUUACUAUGCUUGUUCAGAUUAAUUAUUUGAGCAGGGGAUGUAUUUUUUUUUAUUCUGGUAGCUUCUACAUUAUAUCAAAAACUGCGUAUUUGAUUUUAAAUUAAUACAGAAGGUGAAUAAAAACUUAAGUGCCUAUUAUGCAAAGGAAGCACCCAGUUCCCAGAUGACAAACCAUGCUUAUCAACAAUUCUCACUCAUUACGUAAUUCGAUUUUCAUCAUGUUGUUGAGCUGAAAAGACAGGUGACAGUCAUUUUGUCUUGAAAACUUACGUCUCUUGCAGAUCUCAUAAAAAUCUCAAUGUCUUCUUCUAUAUCUGUUGGAUGAUUAAUUCCGUAAUAGGAAAUUUAGUUAGAAAGCUGUCUGUAAUCCAAUUGUUAUUCUUCAUUUUUACACAGAAUAAAAUUUUUGUGUAAACCCUAAACUAGCAGUUCAUAAGGAUGGGGACCAUUGUAAUCAUUUCAUUCUGUUAGUGUGUUUGAGUGUAUGGCUUUAUUCCUCCUCAGUGCUCUUGUGCUUGUACUUGUACUUGUACUUGUGUUACAACAGUUUCAUUGAUACAUAUAAAACCAUGAUAUUUUUGUAUGAAAAAUUAGCUUAUUUCUUACCAUAAAACUUUUUUCCUUUUUUGUAGUGUUUAUAGAAAAAAUAUAUAUAUAUAUACUUUACUAAGGUGCUUAUGUUCCAUCAACAAGUCAGCCAAAUAGCAUAUUGUCAUCAUGCAUCAAUUACAGAUGCACACAGAUUCAUUUUGUGGAAUUCGUGGGUUUGAAUGAGUGCAUUUGAUUGAAUCCUAGUUUUGUGUUGUAUUUUACAGUUUUGUUAUUGUAUUAGAAGUCCAUCAGUUUUAUAAAAAUUUUAAUGUUUCAGGGCUCAGAAUUGCAGCAUAGCUUUGCACUAUUUUCAAGGGAGUGUUCAGAGUAGUAAUGUUUCCCUCAAACGUUUCACUUGAAAAAUAUUAUUUUUAAAUGUUAAUUAAUAUGGUUAUUUAACUUAACAGUAAUGCCCAUACAUGUUCCCUGCACAGUGUGUAGUUUAGAUCUCAUAACAUCUCAUCCAUAAGUAAUUAUUAAGAUGAAUUCUGUAUUUGUGUAUAAAAGUUAUUUGACUUUAUAAAUUGGUGUAAUUAGUUUUGAGUAUUCAAUCCAUAGUUGUUUGUUGUGUUUAUGGCAAAUUAUAUCUAACUUCUUGUUAUGUUUUGCAUUGUUUACAAGUCUUAUGGAAGUACAGUGAACAUUUCGUUGUUACACUGUUGUUCCAUUUUUCAGCCUAGUCAGUCAGAGGUGUAUUAAAAUUAAUAACAGUGCACAUGGAACCAUGAUUCUUCUGUUAGAGCAUAUUAAAUAAAUACUUUCAGAGCUGAAAUUGUUAGAUUUUAUUUUAUUAUUGGAGUUAAAAGUACUAAAUUUCAUGCAUUAUUUUUAUAAACUUGAAUGCUGAAAUGUUACUGCAUAGCAGAAUGAUUUAAUGUUUGGAACGUAUUACAAUUCUUUAAUUUCCAUUGUAACAUAUGAACACAAAAUAUAAUAUUUGUACAUCACACAUAUGUCAAGUAGGAUCAUGUGGAAUACAAAUGUGAGACUGCAGUUCUAAAAGCAAAGUUGUCCUAGCUAUCCCAUGAGUGUACUUGUAGGGAAGACACAAAAACAAUUACAGGUUUGUGUUGAUCAUCAA
This is a messenger RNA of Schistocerca nitens (vagrant locust), 7682 nucleotides long. RefSeq lists its product as uncharacterized. The transcript has 4 exons. Bases 424 to 4479 code for a protein of 1351 amino acids. Gene Ontology annotation, molecular function: protein binding. Gene Ontology annotation, biological process: regulation of transcription by RNA polymerase II. Gene Ontology annotation, cellular component: nucleus. Lineage: Eukaryota; Metazoa; Arthropoda; Insecta; Orthoptera; Acrididae. The record is from RefSeq and is a predicted model, not a curated record.